This is a messenger RNA of Schistosoma mattheei, 3343 nucleotides long. The record is from the annotation of a GenBank genome assembly. Lineage: Eukaryota; Metazoa; Platyhelminthes; Trematoda; Strigeidida; Schistosomatidae.
CUUAGGAUCCUGCACGACUUGUUUCAUCAUUGGAAUGGUGAGGAAUACCUAACUUGUCGCGGUCAGUUCAGUUCUUCAAGGCCAGUGUCCGGUUUUCUCAGUUUAGAAGUUACUGACUUAAGCUAUUGCCGUCAAUGGAAAUGCAAUGAUUGACGAUGUAUAGUGAAUUCAGUAGUAAUCCGGGAUCUUCUUCACAAACUACUGCUGUCAUCCAGGUUUUUGAAGAUAUCUCCUCGAAGAUACUUAAAAUACGUCUACUGGCAAAUGAGUUGGAAACGCUGAACAAAAGCAUAAGCAUAACAGGAAAUUCAAAGGCUCAAUCCGACCUUCUUAAUAAAAGAGAAAAAGAUGCCCUGGAGCUAGUUGACGAUACCAAAAACGUGUUCAUUAACCUUUCAAAGCAGCCUUUAUCGGAUCAGAUAACGAAAAUUCAUGUUGAGAAGCUCAAAGUUGACUUUCAGCGUGUGCUUCAUCGGUUUCAAAGAACUCAAGCUGAAAUCAAAAGGCGACUGCUUACUGAAAGUCGUCCAACUUCCUCAAUUGUUGGAGAUUUGAUUAAUUUGGAUUCAAGUGAUACUGAUGCAGGCCAGUUUAUUCAAGCACAAAUCUGCACCUCCCAAGAUUAUGAAGUUCAGGAAUUGGGACUAGCGUUAAAUCAGGAGGAUCAAAUGCGUUCUAUAGAGGAAGAUAUUGUGAAUGUAAAUGCAAUUUUUCAUCAACUUUCUGAAUUAGUAUAUGAACAACGCAGUGCUAUUGAUUCAAUUGAAGACAACAUCGAAGUAGCAUUAGCUAAUGAACAGUCUGGUCAUUCAGAGCUAGCAAAAGCUGCUAAUAGACGAGUAAGUUGUAAAGACAAAUAAUAGUCAGAUUUUUUAAAAAUCUUGAUUUUAUAGUUUAGAACCUCGUCAAAUAUCGAAAACUGGUUUAUUAGUUCUUAAAGGUGUACUAUAAAUAUGCGGUUUAGUCAUAUAUAUAGUGUCAAAUUCACUAUGGAGAAUACCACCAAUCAAUAGGUAUGAUUCGUUCUCAAGUACUCAAUUUCGUGUAUGGUUACUGAAUAGUUUUGUUAUAUUACGGAAUGCAUAAUCAUAACGAGUUCAGUAAUAUUCAGACUAAUUAAGGUCACGCACAAGAAAUACAGAAAACUAGUGUUUAUUCAAAUUGAAAUCAGGAAAUACCGACAACAAGUACUUUCAAUAUGUUAACACUGUGGUACUGUAAAUAUAGAUACAUCUAGACUAAUGAUUUGACAACCUGCAGUUAUGGUAUUUCCGUUAAGAAAUUCAAUGAAUUUAAGACAAUCUAAGACAAUUCAACAAAGUUGGCAAACUAUAGGAACAAGCAAUAGCGAAAAGUUAAAAUGAUACAACUCGAGUAAGGACUUUUUUGUUAUAAGAUACACACCAGUAAAUGACUGUGACUAGUCUUAUGACUGUAUAGGUCAUUCGUAUAGAGUAAAAUAGCGAGUUUUAAGACAAGUUCAGACGAUAGGAAUUACGGGGUUUAGAGUAUUGUUAAUAGUCCUUAGAAAUAUAACGACAUGCUGCUGGCGUAGGGAGGGUAGGUGAACAACAUAUAGAUGGGUAUAAGAAUCCUUAAGCGGUCUGGAUUGUCGUACAUCAUGACUAAAAGUUUGUUAUUUGGUAGAUUUAUACCUGCCUGUGUUUGUUUAUAUUCCUCUCAUAUGUACAAACAGUAUCAAAAUAACAUACACAUUUUAUAACAAAAGGGUAAUCUGGUCGUACGCGACACGAUGAUAAAUCAAAUAUCAAUUUGUUUUGUUGUGCGGUGUCCGAUCUGUUGUUGACAAACAAGCGUGCUAUUUAAGUAUCCAACCAACUAGUUGAGCGAGAAGGGAGCCUUUUAUUGGCAAACUGAUAUAUAUAUAUAAAUCUGCUCCUUAGAAAUGCACGACAUUUUUCCACCAAUGGAGUGUCUUAUUUCUUAGAAAAUGAAGUCGAAUCUUGACCAAUCGCAUGAAAUUACCAGUUGGCCAAUAUCUGGUUUAUCUUCCGUAUUACAACUAGUUGACUGAUCUCGAUGAUCUAGUUGUAUAGUCAACUCCUUGAAGUAACACUUUCGUAAUCGCUUUGGGACCUGUAAGAUCACUUGUAAAUUCUGGCUUGAUUAGAUCUAAUCAUUCAGUGACAUACUGUAGGAUUCAGUCAUAAGUUCAGUCACUUUCCUAAUCUUCAUAUGUUUGUGAGGGCUAAAGCAACGUUUGUGAUAUAUGAACCCUAAUUCUUCAGUGCUGGUGAUUUAUGAAUACAUGUUCAAAAUCACUGAGAACGCUCUGCAUCAGUUUGUCACGAAAAUAACAAAUAUUCUUUUGCAUUACACGACAAUCUUUUUAUCAGAAUAGUCGCAACUGGUGACUAUCUAUAAUUAGAGUCAGGUAACGUUCAUUUAGAUCUACCUUUUGUGGUAUCUUUUAUAAAAGGUAAUCGAUUAACUUCACUUUUUUGAUCUUUUAAUUGUAGUGAAAUAUCAAUCUUAAAAUUAUGGAUAAGUUUACGUAAUUUUUCGGAACUUAGAAAGAGUAAAUUGAUGUUUAGUUAAAAUGGAAUUAAAAGUAAACCAGCAAUAACAAAGAUCUCGAAGAUGUUGUUGCAUAUUCGUAGCUGUUUUAAUUGUGGCUAUUUUAAUUGUGAUAAUUAUCUUGGUGAUUGAAUAUCCUCCAAAGCGAACUCAGUAAUAAAAUACACCGUAUGGUUAUACAUAUAUAUCUAUCAGUAUCACGUAUAUUUUUUCUGUAUUAUAUAACUUACUAGGACACUCGUUCUUUGUUAAGUCUUAUUUAUAAUCGUGUCAUCCGGUUCUAUUUAUUUAGUUUAUUUUAUAUACAUAGAUUUCUAUAUUAUUGACUAUAAUUCCUUUCCAACAUCAUAUAAUUGAGUACUUUUUAAAUAGCAAAUGGAUAAAUAAUAUUCGAAAAACAGUUUUUUCUUGUAAAAAUCAUAUUUUUGUUUCAUUUUUAUUUUAUAAAUUAACGGAUAAAGAUGUUUUAUUCUUUUACACAUUCACAGUAUAUCUUCUAUUUUUAUUGUAUGUUUGUAUUUAUUUAGUACUCGUUUUCUUUUCCCUCUCUCUCUCUCUUCAUCCCUCUUGUUUUAUUUCAACAUAUCUCCAUCUGAUUUUUUUUAUAAAGAAAAAAACUGUUUUUAACAAAAAAAAAUUCGAGAAAACUGAAAACAAUUAACAGAACUAACUGGAAUAAUAAUUUAUUAUUAAUAUUUAAUAAAAUAAAAAGAGAAUAAAUGGAAUAUCAUUUUAAAUGAUAAAAUAAAUAUACAUAUGUAUAAUUUCAUUUUAGUGUUGUUUUUCUUUCUUUUUUUCUUUUUUU